This is a messenger RNA of Papaver somniferum (opium poppy), 369 nucleotides long. RefSeq lists its product as uncharacterized. Lineage: Eukaryota; Viridiplantae; Streptophyta; Magnoliopsida; Ranunculales; Papaveraceae. The record is from RefSeq and is a predicted model, not a curated record. The transcript is spliced from 3 exons. The coding region runs from base 1 to 369 and encodes 122 amino acids.
AUGGUGGAAUCAGCAUCAGGAAAUGACAGACUCUCUUUGUUGGAUGAAUAUAAAGGUUACAAUCAAAUUCCUUUAGCUGAAGAAGACCAAGAACAUACUGCCUUUUACGCACCAAGAGGAUUAUACUGUUAUACAAAAAUGCCAUUUGGAUUGAAAAAUGCGGGUGCAACAUAUCAUAGAAUGGGUUUUGUUAUUGGAAAUCAUGGCACAUCAUUUUUUACAAUUUUGUCUGUGUACGAAUUUGAAAAUAUGUACCCUAAAAUAAGCAUUGCUAGAGUGUGGGAGAUCAAUGCCUUUUCUCUUUAUUUGAAAGUGAACCCAAAGAUCACAAGGGCAACUAAUCCAUCUUGCGCUUAUAAGGCUGUAUAG